Molecule: messenger RNA, 9520 nt
Organism: Musa acuminata AAA Group (dessert banana)
Lineage: Eukaryota; Viridiplantae; Streptophyta; Magnoliopsida; Zingiberales; Musaceae
Product: DNA-directed RNA polymerase subunit beta-like
Biological process (GO): DNA-templated transcription
Molecular function (GO): DNA-directed RNA polymerase activity; DNA binding; ribonucleoside binding
Source: RefSeq, a predicted model, not a curated record
AUGGUGGUUACCCUUUUCUUUUUAGAAAUAAAAAGAAAUCUCUAUUCUCCACCGAAAAACAAAGACUCAAACUUUAGUUUAGUGGAAAAAGCCCCUUAUCGGAUUUGAACCGAUGACUUACGCCUUACCAUGGCGUUACUCUACCACUGAGUUAAAAGGGCUUGUUUUAUUCGAUUCAUGAAUUAUAGCCUUUUUCCAUUAUGAGUCUACUGCAUAAUAUAUGUACAUGAUAUAUACAUAUAUGCACAUAAUAUAUACAUAGUUCAUUUAGGAGCAAUCAAUUUGAUUUACCCCCCAAAAGUAAAAAGUGGGCAAAUUUUUUAUUUUUUUUUUGAUAAAAAUAAUGCAGUGAAUUGUUUCAAGACCGACCCCGCUUGUUUACCUUUACUGACUCAUCAAAACAAGAUUCACUUGAUUGAUACAUGUACCAAUCUGACAUCGACAUAGAUUCGAUAGAUUUUCUUGAAUCAUGUGAUGAGGGUAUUCGUACCCUGAACCGAAUUCUUAUAAAAAAAUAAAAAAGAAAAAAGGAAAAUUUCUAUCGUUUUUUAAUUUUCUGACUUAAUGUGAGAUAGUGAUAGGCAUAUUUUAUCUGAACAAUGAACGAAGCAAUGAGUUAAGUUAAAAUUAAUGAGUUAAAAUUGAAGAAAAGAAAUUAAGUGGGGUUCUACCCCCUUUUCUGUUCUGUCGGACCAAUCACUGCCUGAACUGACGGAGUCCUGUACCUCCUUUCGCUAUAUAAAAUAGUAUGGGAUGGUUCAUUCAUGAACCAUCAAAUCCAAAACAAAAUUCUAUGGAAUCAUAACAUAAAAGUAGAAAAGAGUGUUCAGAUCUAGUCAUAUCAUUAGAUUAUAUUGACAAUUCCAAAAAACUACUCAUACUAUCAUCAUAGUAUGAUGACAGUUGGGCGGAUAUGCCCCUAUCGUCUAGUGGUUCAGGACAUCUCUCUUUCAAGGAGGCAGCGGGGAUUCGACUUCCCCUGGGGGUACUACGAAAGGAAGUUGAUCAUGGAUUAUCAAUAAGCCUAGAAGGAAUUCUUCCUGGGUCGAUGCCCGAGCGGUUAAUGGGGACGGACUGUAAAUUCGUUGGCGAUAUGUCUACGCUGGUUCAAAUCCAGCUCGGCCCAAAAAUUCGCCGCUCCAUGAAUAUGAUAUAACCAAUGAUAUAACCAAUUUGUCCCCCAGAAACAAAAAUACCUGAUCCGUAAAAGAGAAAGAGUCCAUUUUUGUUUCUCUAUCCAUGUUUUUCUCAUUCGUUCUGAUCUUUUCUUUCUAACGAUCUAGAUUCAUAAUACUUAAUCAAAGCAAAGAUUAUGAAAGGAAAAAUCGUUUUUUCUCAAUGAAAGGUUGAUUAUCUAUUUUUGGCAAUAAAAUAAAAUAAACACAGGUUACUAGUAAUCCGUGUCACUUUCACUAUAGUCCAUAUCUAUGUGUUCUAUGUGUAUAUGAUAUCAGUUAGUAUAUCAUUCGUGUCUCUGUUACAACGCGACGAAGAAAAUGUUUUUCUGAAACCAUUAAGAAUAUGUAUACCAUACACCUCGCUGGGAUUGUAGUUCAAUUGGUCAGAGCACCGCCCUGUCAAGGCGGAAGCUGCGGGUUCGAGCCCCGUCAGUCCCGAACUAGGAUCCGACCGAUGAAUGGAGAAAUGAAUUUAUCUAUUUUCCGUGAAAAAGGAGACAGGGGGCAAGAUCUAAUCCCCAGUGGAGAUCCUUAUUUCUUUUGUUUUUCAUUUCGCAUUUAUCAUCAGACAAAUACAGGAAUUUCCAUUUCUUCCACUAGUGCCGAGUGAUAAGGGAGAGACAUAACAUAUAUAGAUUCGUACAAUCGGUGGUAUUCCUAUAUUUAGUAUUUUAAGAGAUACUCGUCUGACUUUCUUUUUCGAUUUUCUUGAUAAAUGAAAUAGAAUAGAGUGCUCCUAUUUUUACCGAGAGUACAUACGCAAAUUGUAUUCGUUUAUUGUACAAUACAUAAUGAACUUAACAUAAUUACCUCGACAGAGUACUUGUCAGGUUAAACGACAACCCUUUUUAGCUUCGACUUUGUUUGUGUAUCCUCAAUGACUAAUUGGAAACAAUCUAUCUCAUUCUCAUUUAAAUUGCACACUGAAUUUUUGAUGUAUGCCUUCCAGUCCCAAUCGAAGAAAGAGAUACUAAUCAAAUAAAAGAAAAGACCAAGCAACGUUCCUUUUUAUUAAAUUUGUUGGAAUUAUAUUAGAUCUUUUAUACUUAACCCGUCCUUUUUCCAUCUCACUUCUACUCUUUGGAUCUGUGUGUGAUUCAUAGAAUACCAGUCAUAUAAUACCUCAUAAUUGUAUGUACAUAAUUGUAUGUAUAAGUAUAACGAAGGAGGAGUAUAUAAGGAAGACGGUAGGGUUAUUUAUAGAAAAGAAAAAGUGGAAAAGGAUGAAAAUUCAAUGGGAUUCUUUAUUGGAUCAGGAAUCCCAUUUCAGAUUUAGUAUGGAUAAAGGAUCUUCCUAUGUUAUACUAUUCAAUUCUCGACGAUGAAUCGAUUUGAUAGAUCAGAUAUUGUUAUUCAUAAUAUUGAUCCGAUUCAGUAUCAUCAGGAUGCAAUUCAUCCCAUUGAAUUUACAGGAAUCAAAUUUCUCAUCUCUAUGGGAUUAGAUCCCGAGUUAUUGCGAAGUAAAAAAACAAUGAGAUUAUGGAAGUAAAUAUUCUCGCAUUUAUUGCUACUGCACUGUUCAUUCUAGUUCCUACUGCCUUUUUACUUAUCAUCUACGUAAAAACAGUCAGUCAAAAUGAUUAAUUUGACUGAAACUUGAUUUAUUAGUUCUUAUCAAUGAUUGAAUAAAUGAAAGAAACGGAUUCAAACUCCAAGUCUUAAAUGAAAUGAUCUGUCUGGAAUCAUAAGUAUCUGAGAUAAUAAGUAUCUGAGAUAGUAGUAUCUGAGCCGAGAUAGUAUGGUAUAGUAUUUAUUAUCCUAUUAAUGAUUUUCAUAGAAAGUUGUACUGUAUACAGAUAUAGGCUUUUAUAUAGAGAAAGCCUAUAUCUAGGUCAAUAUACAAUAUGUAUGUACAUAGAUUAGAUGUAUAUCUAAAUAGUACAUCAAAAUAACAGUCCAAUUCUAUUAUUUUUUUUGGCUACAUUUACUUGUGUGGAUUUCGAUCAAUUCAAAAUAAUUGAAGACCAACUCUUCUAAUUCCUGGCUUUCUUAGAAUUUAUAUAUAUAUAGGUAUAGGUCCCGAGAUCUAUCAAAGGAAUCAAUGGAGCAAGACAAAAAGAGUAUGGGCAUAUUCUACUAUAAAUUAAAUAAAAAAAAAGAUAAAAGAAAACGAAACCAAAGAAAAGAAUCUUUUUCUUUUUUUAGAUUUCCCAUCUCAAGAAGUCAUUGCUUGAUCUAUUAACAGAUGAUCUGCGGAGUUCUAUUCCAUGAUAACUUCUUCAGAUUUGAAAAAGAAGUAGAUUAAUAGAGUAGACCUUCCCAAUUUUUUAUGCUUAAACAUGACAUGAGAUGAGUCAAAAAAAGCAUAAAAAAAUCUCUAGGAGUCUAAAAAAAAGGUGAAAUGCGCGAUAUGUGGAUCGCUCAACGGAAGAAAGAUCUAAUCUUAUUAUGUGUAGAACCUCUUUGGACAACAACUAGUCAUUUCCAAUAGAAAGUAUGUAUUGUCGUAAUCUAAUAUAAUUAGAAUAGCGGAACGGCUUUCUCUUCUCUUAGAACAGUAAAAGUAAAGAAAGAGGGAAACAAAUAAAGAAAAAAAGAAAAAACCAAUUUCAGAUUUUUUCUUUUUGUAAUAUCCAUAAUUCUGGUAAGAGCUGGUUUAUCAAAAUAGAAUAUUUAGGAAGAAUUCGGUUGGAAAAAAUUUCCUAUCAUGCGUAGAUUUAGGUUUCGAAAUACAACUAUAGUAAUCAUUCAUUCUUUGAUCGAAUGGUUAUUAUUCAUUAUUGUAUUUUCUUAUUCAUUACUGUAUUUCAGUAUAAUUUUGAAACAGAGACAUUCUUUUUUUAAAGCUUUGCAAAACGAUCAAUUAAACAAUUGAUAGAAUUCAAUUACUCAAUCGAUUACUCGAUUAGUAGUACCCCUAGAGUCCACUCCUUCCCCAUACUACGAGUGAGAGGGAAAAUGUAAAGACUACCAUUAAAGCAGCCCAAGCGAGACUUACUAUAUCCAUAUAAAUUAUGUCUCCUAUCUCUAUGAAGGAAUUAUUCCAUUAUUGAUCAAUAAUCAUAGUGGAAUCAAUGGCGCAGAGUCAAAAUGGAAUUCUGACUUAACUUAAGGCUAUUGAUGAACCAAUCCAAUGAAUCUACUCGUAACAAGAUUAUAAGAUUUCUGGUAGAAUCGGGAAGCAUUAAGCAUAAAUACAAUACACACACCUUUUCUCGGAAAAUGAAAUAACAAAGGAAUACUCCUAUCCCAAUGGAACAUGUAGGAGUACUAAGACCUAUUGUUUGUUACCCUUUUUCAUAAGCAAAAGACAUCAAAAUAUACCAUCAAGAUAGAUAACUAUCUAUCAGAUACCUCUAUUUCCUAUUUGAUCUAAGCCUUACUGUUUUUUUUGUGAAAGAAUGGGGAGACACCAUCACCAGUAUUACAUACAUUCUUUCUUUUUUUCGUAAUCCCCCUAUCUUACACGGGCAAAGAAAUUCCUACACGGGCAAAGAAAUUUUUUUGUUUCUUCAACUUUUACUUUUACUCUUUACUCAAUAAGAGCCGACCAACUAUCCUGAUUGAAUGUUUGAGUACUCAGAGACUCUCGUGAGUCUGGAUACAAAGUAUCUUCAGUCCUUUCCACAACUUCUAAAUUGAUUUCCCAUCAGCCUAUCCAAUCGAAUUCCAGACAGAGUCAGUAGACACAACGGUGGUAGUGUAAAAUAAUUAGGAAUUCUUGAUAGUCUUUCGUACAAUCUCUUCUUCAAUCCUAGUAGCAAAAAUGGAGUGUCCUUUAGGAACCUUUGGAUACCAAGAUUUCCGACCUCUUACUUUCGUAGUUUUGAAUCCCAGAAUUUACUUUCACUAUUUAUUUAUUCUACUUAUAAAAUAAAUGUCCGAACCAAUCAUAAUCAUAUUAAAAUCAUAAUCAUAUUAAUAAGUAAGGCUUACUUCAUCCCUAUUUGUACCGGUUUGGGCCACACCCAAAGCCCGGAUUUUUAGAAAAAAAUUGACUUUCUUUAAAAAAAUUGACUUUCUUUAUAGAACUACAGAUUCUAAAAAUAAAGUAUCGAUAGGCUUAUCCUUUUGCCUCUCCUUCUCCGGGGACAGAAUUCGUCGAGUUAAAUCAGCAGAAUAAGAAAUCCCAAGUUUUUUGUUGAUCAGGCGACACCCAGAUUUGAACUGGGGAUAAAGGAUUUGCAGUCCCCCGCCUUACCACUUGGCCAUGUCGCCAAACCAAAUUCGAUCCAAAUAAGAUAAAAAAUAGAUUUCUGGUCAAAGACUGAAAAAUUCAGGGCAAAUUGGAACCAUUAACUAUUUGUUUUGUUGUUUUGAAUUAGCGAAAGGUUCUUCAAUUUGUAUCUCAAAUUGUUGCGUUUCCUUAAUGGCAUAACAAAAUCAAAUUGAUUUAUGACUAAUUCAGUAUCAAUUAUUUUCAAUAAUCAAUCUUUUUCAAUUUCAAUUAUAACAAUAUAAAUUAUAACAAUAUAUAUGUGUAUAUGUAAACCUCAAAACAGAAAUUGUUACACAGAUACCGCUCUUAUGUACAUAUCCCAUAUCCCUAUAGAGAAUCGUCGUGCCUUCUUUUUUCAUUUUCUAUAUGCAAUAGAAAAAAUAGGAAUUAUGAUAUAGUGCGACCUGACUUCUGUUGCCACAAGUGAAAUUACGAUAAAAGAUGUGAUAUGCGGACAGGUAGAUAGCUAUAUUGGCAUGCACUUAAUAAAUAUUACUCCUAUUACGCAAUUCAAUCAUAUUCUAUAUAUUCUACUAGCAAAAAAAUAAUUCGAAAUUUUUUUUGAACAUGAAAUGAAACUCAAAUAAAAUUAAGUAUGCUAAAAAGGGAAACUCUAUAUUGUUCCUGUUGUACCUGUCGCAAAUUCGAACUUGCGUCGAAAAUGCUCUUCAUUCCUCUGUCUCAUUUCCGUUCAUACGUAUGAAAUACAUAUAUGGUAUAUGGAGUUGGCUAAAAUUUCAUGUGAUUCAGUAAACAGAAUAUACAUUCCAUCAUUGCUAGAUCGAUCCGUAUGGUUCGAUAAAUAGUGAGCUAAUAAUGGGAUUUUUCAAUAAACAGGAAACUUAAGAUUAAGAUGCUCCGGAAUGAUGGAAAUGAGGGAAUGUCCACAAUACCUGGAUUUAGUCAGAUCCAAUUUGAGGGAUUUUGUAGGUUCAUUAAUGAGGGCUUGACGGAAGAAUUUCAUAAGUUUCCAAAAAUUGAAGAUACAGAUCAAGAAAUUGAAUUUAAAUUAUUUGUGGAAAGAUAUCAAUUGGUAGAACCCUUGAUAAACGAAAGAGAUGCUGUGUAUGAAUCACUCACAUAUUCUUCUGAAUUAUAUGUACCCGCGGGAUUAAUUUGGAAAACCGGUAGAGAUAUGCAAGAACAAACCGUUUUUAUUGGAAACAUUCCCCUAAUGAAUUCCCUGGGAACCUUUAUAGUAAAUGGAAUAUACAGAAUUGUGAUCAAUCAAAUAUUGCAAAGUCCUGGUAUUUACUACCGUUCAGAAUUGGACCAUAACGGAAUUUCUGUCUAUACCAGCACAAUAAUAUCAGAUUGGGGAGGAAGAUCGGAAUUAGAAAUUGAUAGAAAAGCAAGGAUAUGGGCCCGUGUAAGUAGGAAACAAAAAAUAUCUAUUCUAAUUCUAUCAUCAGCUAUGGGUUCGAAUCUAAGAGAAAUUCUAGAUAAUGUUUGUUACCCUGAAAUUUUCUUGUCUUUCCCGAAUGAUAAGGAGAAAAAAAAGAUUGGGUCAAAAGAAAAUGCUAUUUUGGAAUUUUAUCAACAAUUUGCUUGUGUAGGCGGGGAUCCGGUAUUUUCUGAGUCUUUAUGUAAAGAAUUACAAAAGAAAUUUUUUCAACAAAGAUGUGAAUUAGGAAGGAUUGGUCGACGAAAUAUGAACCGGAGACUGAAUCUUGAUAUACCUCAGAACAAUACAUUUUUAUUACCACGAGAUGUAUUGGCUGCUGCGGAUCAUUUGAUCGGAAUUAAAUUUGGAAUGGGUACACUUGACGAUAUGAAUCACUUGAAAAAUAAACGGAUUCGUUCUAUAGCGGAUCUGUUACAGGAUCAAUUCGGACUGGCUCUUGUUCGUUUAGAAAAUGCGGUUCGAGGAACUAUAUGUGGAGCAAUUCGGCAUAAAUUGAUACCGACUCCUCAAAAUUUGGUAACUUCAACUUCAUUAACAACCACUUAUGAAUCGUUUUUUGGCCUACAUCCUUUAUCUCAAGUUUUGGAUCGAACUAAUCCAUUGACACAAAUCGUUCAUGGGCGAAAAUUGAGUUAUUUGGGUCCUGGAGGAUUGACGGGGCGAACUGCUAGUUUUCGGAUACGAGAUAUUCAUCCUAGCCACUAUGGACGUAUUUGUCCAAUUGACACGUCCGAAGGAAUCAAUGUUGGACUUAUUGGAUCCUUAGCCAUUCAUGUGAGGAUUGGCCAUUGGGGAUCUAUAGAGAGUCCAUUUUAUGAAAUAUCUGAAAGAUCAAAAGAGGCACAGAUAGUUUAUUUAUCACCAAAUAGAGAUGAAUAUUAUAUGGUAGCAGCGGGAAAUUCUUUGGCCUUGAAUCGGGGUAUUCAGGAAGAACAGGUUGUUCCAGCCCGAUACCGUCAAGAGUUCCUGACUAUUGCAUGGGAACAGAUUCAUCUUAGAAGUAUUUUUCCCUUCCAAUAUUUUUCUAUUGGAGCUUCCCUCAUUCCUUUUAUCGAGCAUAAUGAUGCGAAUCGGGCUUUAAUGAGUUCUAAUAUGCAGCGCCAAGCAGUUCCGCUUUCUCAGUCCGAGAGGUGCAUUGUUGGAACUGGACUGGAACGCCAAACGGCUCUGGAUUCGGGGGUUUCCGCUAUAGCCGAACACGAGGGAAAGAUCAUUUAUACUGACCCUCACAAGAUCAUUUUAUCAAGUAAUGGGGACACUACUAUAAGUAUAAGUAUUCCAUUAGUUAUCUAUCAACGUUCCAACAAAAAUACUUGUAUGCAUCAAAAACCUCAGGUUCCGCGGGGUAAAUGCAUUAAAAAAGGACAAAUUUUAGCGGACGGUGCGGCUACAGUUGGGGGGGAACUUGCUUUAGGAAAAAACGUAUUAGUAGCUUAUAUGCCAUGGGAGGGUUACAAUUCUGAAGACGCAGUACUAAUUAGCGAACGUCUGGUAUAUGAAGAUAUUUAUACUUCUUUUCACAUCCGGAAAUAUGAAAUUCAGACUCAUGUGACAAGCCAAGGACCUGAAAGAAUCACUAAGGAAAUACCACAUCUAGAGGCUCAUUUACUCCGCAAUUUAGACAGAAAUGGAGUUGUGAUGCUGGGAUCUUGGGUAGAAACAGGUGAUAUUUUAGUAGGUAAAUUAACACCUCAGACAGCAAACGAAUCGUCGUAUGCUCCAGAGGAUAGAUUAUUACGAGCCAUACUUGGAAUUCAGGUAUCCACUGCAAAAGAAACUUCUCUAAAACUACCUAUAGGCGGAAGAGGUCGCGUUAUUGAUGUGAGAUGGAUCCGGAAAAAGGGGGGUUCCUGUUAUAAUUCAGAAAUGAUUCGUGUAUAUAUUUCACAGAAACGUGAAAUCAAAGUAGGUGAUAAAGUAGCUGGAAGACAUGGGAAUAAGGGUAUCAUUUCAAAAAUUUUGCCUAGACAAGAUAUGCCCUAUUUGCAAGAUGGAACACCUGUUGAUAUGGUCUUCAACCCAUUAGGAGUACCAUCACGAAUGAAUGUGGGACAGAUAUUUGAAUGCUCGCUCGGGUUAGCGGGGGAUCUGCUAAAGAGACAUUAUAGAAUAGCACCUUUUGAUGAGAGAUAUGAGCAAGAGGCUUCGAGAAAACUAGUGUUUUCCGAAUUAUAUGAAGCCAGUAAGCAAACAAAAAAUCCAUGGGUAUUUGAACCCGAAUAUCCGGGAAAAAGCAGAAUAUUUGAUGGAAGAACAGGAAAUCCUUUUGAACAACCUGUUCUAAUAGGAAAGUCCUAUAUUUUAAAAUUAAUUCAUCAAGUUGAUGAUAAAAUCCAUGGACGUUCUAGUGGACAUUACGCACUUGUUACACAACAACCCCUUAGAGGAAGGGCGAAGCAAGGGGGACAACGAGUAGGGGAAAUGGAAGUUUGGGCUCUAGAGGGAUUUGGUGUUGCUCAUAUUUUACAAGAGAUGCUUACUUAUAAAUCUGAUCAUAUUAGAGCUCGUCAAGAAGUACUUGGUGCUACGAUCAUUGGAGGAAGAGUAUCUAACCCAGAAGAUGCUCCAGAAUCUUUUCGAUUGCUCGUUCGAGAACUACGAUCUUUAGCUCUAGAACUGAAUCAUUUCCUUGUAUCUGAGAAGAACUUCCAGAUUAAUAGGAAGGAAGCUUGAUCUGAAUGAAUCAGAAUUUCUAUUCUAUGAUUGACCGGUAUAAACAUCAACAACUUCGAAUUGGACUAGUUUCUCCUCAACAAAUAAAGGCUUGGGCCAACAAAA